AUGGUGAGACAGCUUUUUAAUCAAAGAGAAGCUGGGAUUAUCCUUAAAACUCCCAUCAGCUUUCUUAACAGCAAAGAUAAGCUAUUAUGGCAAGGCACAAAAGAUGACAGUUUUUCAGUUAGAAGUGCGUACCACAAGGAGAUAGAGAGAACUCACUUCCAAUCAAGUCAAGCCUCAAGUAGUUCCUCAUUCACAGCAGUCUGGAAACAGCUAUGGCAAUUAAAAGUGCAACCUGGGGUACUCCUAUGGAGAUCAUGCCUCGAGGCCCUUCCAACUAAUUCAAAUCUUUAUAAGAGGAGAUUAGUUGAGAACCCUCUCUGCCCAAUCUGUUACUUGGAGGCAGAAGAUUCAGCUCAUGCACUAUGGAGAUGUGAAUCAGCUAAAGAUGUUUGGAGCCAAUGCUCAAAAAGCUUACAAAAAUGUCAUCAACCUCACGUGACUAUGAUCCAACUUCUAGAAGACUUACUUCAGGCUAUGGACAGUCGAAUCAUCCAAGAGUUUGCAGUAGUGGCUAGGAAGAUAUGGUGGAGAAGAAACAAAUUCCUCUUUGAAGGCACCUUUGCACACCCGAAUGCUGUAGUGAGGGAAGCGAGAGGAACAUUGGAUCUGUUGAUUGAAGAGGAAUCAAGAUUGGGUCGAGGGCAAACUAAUACACAAGUGGAGGAUUGGCAGGCUCCUCCAUCAAACUGGAUCAAGCUAAAUUGGGACAGUGCAGUAGACAAAGCAAAUGGUGUAAUUGGAGUGGGAGUAGCUGUUAGGGACAGCCUUGGUUAUACCAUUGCUACCAAGAAAACUAAUAAACUCCUCUUCCCCAAUCCACUUCUAGCAAAGGCCUUUGGAGCUCUCAAAGCUGUUCAGUUUGGAGUGGAACUUGGUCUAUCCCAAGUUGUUGUUGAAGGCGACUCUUUGCAAGUCAUCAAUAUACUGAGAAGUGAUAAAGAAGGUUGUAAUAGU
Molecule: messenger RNA, 954 nt
Organism: Juglans regia (Persian walnut)
Lineage: Eukaryota; Viridiplantae; Streptophyta; Magnoliopsida; Fagales; Juglandaceae
Exons: 1
Molecular function (GO): nucleic acid binding; RNA-DNA hybrid ribonuclease activity
Source: RefSeq, a predicted model, not a curated record